AUGGCGCGCGGCCCUUCGAUCUUGUCGCUGCUUCUACUGGGAGUGUUUUGCAAGUCUGUCUUGGACUUCACGCUUUUCGCUGGCCGAAGCGUCAAGGGAAGAACCGCCCUCUCUGCUGCCAAAAAAGAAGGUUUGGAGUAUCUCUUCGUCGGCAAGGACACCAAGACGGGCAAACUGGGCCGAGUGAUUUGCGAACUCUCGCGCGACAAGCUGCCGGUGCGCCUGCAGGCCGUUGGCAACCUGUCCAUCCAAACCGCCGUGCGCUCGGUGAUCAGGGCAGAAGGUUUCCUAAACAACGAAACCUCCGAUGGCUACCAGGAGCCAACGGCUCUGUGGGUGCAUUCCGCUUGGCACGUGGUCACUGAGAAUGCAAACACCAACGUGAAGGAUAGGUUCAGCAACGGGACGACGCUGUUGGAAAUGGUCGUAGAACCCAAGCCGAUCGUGGACGAGGAGACUGAGGUAGUACUGAAGGUGGGAAGGAGCACCGAACGAGCCAAAUUGGCGUCCGCGAUUUCUGUGAACCUUCAGCAACACAAGAAGAUCCAGCUGUCCUUCGUGCCCGACACGGUGCCGAUGGUCAUGAAGACCCUGCCGCGUGCCGAGAAGAUCUUGGAGUAUGCGGAGAAUGAUCCAGAGAGGUCAAAGAUUCUGUUCAGACCCGCUUUCAAGGUGGUGACGCCUGAUGAAGCGACGGGCCUGUCGGAGUUCACCAUGAUGCGCUUGGAAUUGAUCCCCCCUUCGCUGUUGGUGGGCCCCGGUCCUUUGGACUCACCUGAACGUCGGGGGUCCCUGGAUGAACGCCGAAAAUCCCUGGUGACUGGCAAGUUCUGGUGUGCACACAUGAGGGUUGCUUGGGAGAUCGGCUCCAAUGGCAAGCGCUUAAAAUCUCCCUUGCUGCGUGUGGUGGUUCAAGAGUUGAUGACAACCAAGGCAGCGCCAACGGGCGGAUGGCUACAACCACCACAGGGUUUGCCACUGCCGCAGCCCAUCCUGAUGCCAACACUGAAUGCCUUUGAUGCUCCAGCGACACUGGAGCAACAGGCUGACCUUGCCAACAAAGCCAAGCAGAUCGAGGUUUUACAGCAGCACGUGGCCUACCUGCAACAGAAGGUCAUGGCCGAACGAGCUCCAAUACCUCCGGCCCCUGAAACCUUGGCGCGCUUGAUGGAGGAGGCCCAAAAGGCUCCCAGUCUGCCAGCCUUAAGGGAGAAUUUCCGGGUUGCGGAGGAGAGCGGCUCUGAUAUCUACAGGUGGUUCAUGCGCGAGGGCACCAAGAUCAAGAACUGCGAGGAAAACAGCCGGCCCCUGUUCCACUUGAUCCAGACGUUGGGCACUUACCAAAACAAGGUGAAAAGCCUGGAAACUCGUUGGCAACAGUUGGAGGCAUUACUUGCGUCCGAUGCCAAGGCUGACCGAAGCCGAUGGCCAGCAUCGCCAUCCCAAUGGUCCGCUUCACCAAUGCCAUCCUCCCCGCAGAAGCAGGACCUUUGUCCUGCAGGGCACGCGGUGCAGCACGUGACCACUGCAAAGGAUGGGAUCAUUUGCCAAGUGUGCAAUGCCAUCCAUGCGAGGGGUAGUAUGAUGGUCAGAUGUGAGCAUUGCAAUUUCGACGCCUGCAAUCGAUGUCUGAAAGAGGCUCCGCCCUUGGCGCCCCUGGCGCCAGAGCGCGUUAUCCAAGCAGAUGUGCGUCAGCCCAGCACCAUUCCCGAGGACUCCGUCGAUGCUGGAUCCCCUGGGUCCCCUGCAGCUACACCCAAGUCCCCUCGGGGAGCAUCACCCACACCUGUUGGGCCACAGUACACCAGCUUUCACAUCAAGGAGUGA
Messenger RNA from Cladocopium goreaui, 1827 nucleotides. Lineage: Eukaryota; Dinophyceae; Suessiales; Symbiodiniaceae. The record is from the annotation of a GenBank genome assembly.